Molecule: messenger RNA, 22881 nt
Organism: Cinara cedri
Lineage: Eukaryota; Metazoa; Arthropoda; Insecta; Hemiptera; Aphididae
Source: the annotation of a GenBank genome assembly
AGUAGUAGUAGUCGCCCGCAGUCACCGACGACGACGGCCGGCACCACUGCGUGCGCGUUGCGUACUGUUAUUGGACCUUAUUGCACGUUGUACCGCCGCGGCCCGACGACGACCAGGAAAACGACGUCGCAGCCGGCAACAGUACCGCCGCAGACCGCCGUUUCCGGACAGACGCGCGGCCGGAAGGAAAUCGCGCGCCGCCGCCACCGUCCGAGAGGACAGGUAAGCCCGCGCGUUGUCAUUACGUACGAGAGCGCGCGCGUGCGCAUAUCCGUUUUAUUCGCGCGGAAAAACCGUUUCCGGGGUGCCCCGACUAACACCCUAUCCCCACCCGCAGCCCGGCGGCCGACUGACCCUGCCCCACUCCCGGCGUCCCGGCGGAGCGAUGAACUCUUCGCCGGCUGUGCAACAGGCACUGCACCACCACCGCCAACGACAGCAACAACAACAACAACAACAACAACAGCAGCAGCAGCAGCAGCAGCAGCAACAGCAGCAGCAUCAACAACAACAACUGCAGUCGCCCGACAUCAACGUCAUCAGCAACAACAACAACAACAACAACAACAACAAUAACAAGAACGAGGUGGCCAUGGGACAGCUUUUGCAGAGAUCGCUCCAGAACGUCGCCCUGUCGUUGCAAACGACGUUCGUCUCGUCUCUGCAGCAGGCCGCCCUGUUGCCGCCCGAUUCGCCGGUGGCCGCGGCCCUCAACCUGCAAGCUCUCGAGUCGUACAUCACGCUGCAACGGUUGACCGCGGUACCCCGUCAACCGGUGGCCGUCGCGGCCGCCGCCGAACGCUCGCCGGUCGCCGCCGCCGCCAACACCGCCGCGAGUAGCGUGGUGGUCGUGCGAGAAGUUUUCGAUGGAGACCACGACGACGACCGACCGUCGUCAUCGUCGUCGUCGCCGCCGCUGUUGGACGACGACGAAGACGAAGACGAACCGUGUCUGCUGUCGGACGCGAAAAACGGCGCUGCGGCUGCGGCGGCCGCAAAGGCCGCGGCCACGGCCGCCAUAGUCGUCACCACCGCGGCCGGCAGAAGCGGCCGUUUGCCGGCCUUCUCCAAAGAGCUGUCCGGGCUGUCGCCCAGAGCCAACAGGCUGUCCGCGUCGUUGACCGCGGCCGCGGCGGCGGUCGACGAAAGCUCUUCGGCCGCCGCCGCCGCCGCCGCGGACGAACCCGUCGCCGCCGUCCUACAAAAUCAUCUCCACCACGACGUCAACGGUCCCGCCCCGAGGCCCAAGAAACAAUUCAUCUGCCGGUUCUGCAACAGGCACUUCACCAAGUCGUACAACCUGCUGAUACACGAGCGCACCCACACGGACGAACGGCCGUACUCGUGCGACAUUUGCAAAAAAGCGUUCCGAAGGCAGGACCAUCUCCGGGACCACAGGUGAAUAUAACGCUAAUGUCAAUUAAUACCGAUCGCAAUCGCGUUUUGCGCGUACCGCCGUUGCGACUCGGAUCCGGUGACCGUGUUUCAUGCCAUCGCGGUGCCAGCGCGGGAGAAAGGGCCGCGGCGGUCGUGCCUUUCCCUCGCGGAUCGUGCGAUACCGUCGAAACCGCCGCGUAUGUACACGCUCGGGAUGAGUCACAUUAUUAUCGUUUUGCGCGCCGCGGACGUUAACGAGUUCCGGUUAUGAGCUCCGGCGAAACGUGUCCGUCUCUACCGUCCCGGAUCGGCGGCGGUCGCGUGUGGUUGGGCCCGGGCGGUCCGGUCAUAGGCGCACGGGUACAGGGUACGCCGGCCGGUUCGGGAUUUCGGGAAUCGCGUAUCGCGUUUUUAACAUCGCGAACCUGCAGCGGCGAUCGCGUCGGUGCGAUAUUGAGAAACGGACGUGCGGUCGUCGGAUUCGAGAUUUUCGACCGUAAAUGCUGUUGCCCGCGCUCGGUACGUAGGGAAAGAAUUCGAGAUAACGCCCCGGCCCUCAACCCCCCCCCCCUCUUGACUGAGCGGACGUGCGACGGUCAACGAUUAUUUGUUAUCGAUGCAUUUUUGAACAAAACAUAAUAAAAAAAAUGGUUGGGUUAUUAAACCUAUUCAAAUUGUGUAGGUAUUUAAUUUAAAAAAAAAAAAAAAAAAACCCGUUCCAAUAUCUCCAAUAAAUUAAGGAAAUGAGAAUCCGUUCCUAUCACGAGUUUUAACUUGAAACUUCUGUGUGUACUGAAUAAAUAGCGGUUUUCACUUACACCAUACUGUCGAAUUUUUUGAAUUUUUUUUUUUUCUAUUUUAAACGUGCGAGCGAUUCGGGAAAUACGACACGAAAAACACGGGCACCUCGUCGACGUGUUCCACACACGCGCGACAUUUGAACCCGUCGCCGCGUUCGGCUGGUUGAAAAGUCGGUACCCAUAUUAUAAGUGCAUAGGUACCCGGUCCUUUUGAACGGCGAGCUGCUUUUAUCGGCCCGCGACUUUUAAAACUUCAAACGAAUCCACUGUUUUCGGAGGUACGUACCGAGAUACGUCGACAAUACGUUUUAAUUUCGAAUUUUACAGCGUCGCCCAAAACCGGCACGAGCGUCGCGCCGUACACAAAUAAAGACAAAUCUAAUCGAUCGGUCGUCGUCCCCAUUGUGUACCGCGUACGUACCCGUACAAUAAUAAUUGUCGCGAAUGACUUCGUGCCGUUCCGCCGCACAUACAGGGCGAUCGGCGUGACGUUAUAAGGCAUUAGUGUUCAUACAACAGACUCCCCUGUCCCUACCGAAAACUUAAACGUGGGAUAUCUCGUCGUAAUGCGGGUCGCCGUUCGAAAAUCAAAAGUAUAGGUAACGACGGUUCCACACCUUAAAAUAAGGGCGACAUAAAAAUAACCGCGCCGGAACGUUUUGCAAUUACUCGUACAAGUAAUCCAAGACACGAAAUCCCGAAAAAAAAAAAAAAAACCAACACAUUCCGUGAUAAAUUCCGUUUAAAUUGUAUGCGAAACGCCUAGAUCCAUCUGAUAUUUGAUUUUUAAUUCGUAUACACAUCGUGAUUGUCGUGAGUUAUAGUUAGGUUUUUCUCUUGGUACUAUUGUAUACAAUCGAUACGGUUGACAAUUUUUGUUUUGUUUGACUGGUGUUGUGCAUUCGGAAAACAUCGAUGAGUGUAUUGCUCCCCCAGCACAAGCUCAGCAUUCAGGGGCCCUUCAAUAUUGUUGAAAUUAAAUUAACCUAAAAUUUACCUGUUGUAUAUUAUUUUAUUGUCGAUUAUAUAUAUUAUUAUUAUUAUCAUGUCGAUCGCCCUGUAUACGCGUGGGUGUUAGUGCCGCAGUUAGCGUGUGAUGAUAUUCGCUUUAUCCGCCCGUCUCGCGAUAGGAUAGCAGCGCACUGGUGCGCACCGGACUUUUCGGCGGUUCCGACUUUGGCGCGUACGGACCCGAAUAUACGUCGGAGCAUUCACUGCGCCGCGGACGAACGGCGUUUUUUCUAAAACUAUUAUUUUCAUUUUUAAAAUUCGGCGCGUAUCCGAUGUAAUCUCGCUUGACUGUUGACCGUUCACAAUUGCAUUGUUGAUCGCAUUAACGAACGGUAUUAUCGAAAUUGUGAAAACCGUUCGGUCGAGGCACGAGAGGUAGUUUCAAAUGUUCUCAUUCGCGAACCGUCCUUUCGCCCCGAACCCAACCGAGGCCGCGCAAUCGUGUUGGAGUGCAUUCGGCACUCCUCGCUAUAGUACCCGUAUUACGGGCGAGACGGACCGAGCAGACGAAUCGCGUCUGGAGGCCCCUCGAACGCGGCGUACGGGUUCCAGAUUUUAAAAUGUUUUUUUUUUUUUAAAAAAAAGUUUCAAUCCGCAAAUCGAUUUACAUAGAAAGCGUACGUUUCGCGUCUUUGAUUAGUUUAACUUCAUAGCAAUAUUCGGCUCGCGCGUUCUCCGCCUCGGUCUUUCACGGUUCACUUCCACUACUCGGCGGCCCCCGAGUUUUUCGGGCUCUUACGCGUGCACCGGGCUCAGUAGAGUACAUCGUCUGCGAUACUUGCGAUCGUGCCAUAAUACUUCCGAGACACCCCUAAUAACACCCCGCAAUAGAGUAGACACAGUUGCGCAGAGUGUAACGUGGGACAUGUGCGCCCCUUCCCCGUCAUUAGGUCUACGAGGGCCGAUUUCGGUGUGAUCGGCGUCAUUUAACACGUAUGAACUCCCGGGUUAAUUUCUCGUUUCAGUCCGCCCCCGAAGCCGCGGCGGAGUCUCUCCGUGCCUCGGCGUAUCGUCACGCUGCCGUCUCGAUCUUUUACAGCCGUGCCGUCUGGCGAAGUUCUGAUCCCUUUUACCGAUUCCCAACGCUUCUAAGCGCGCGCGUCUUCGUUUCUGUCCGUUUCUUGUUCCCCAGCGCCGCACGAUGUCUGAAGCCUCUAAAACGUUUUCGUCUGAAAAUUUUGUUUGAACUCCGCGUUUCGCUACUUACGCGUUAUACGUACUGAUCCGCAUGGACAGUCGAGCAAAAUGUUUGUCGGUGUUUAUUGUUUUUUCAUUAGUAGCAAAUGCCUUUUUUGCCCGUUUUAUUAUGUUGUUUUUUUUUUCUUAUCGCGUCCACGCUAAUCACGUCGUCAUCCUUAACCUUGGUACCCUGUACCGCUAAAGGAUGUUACUCACUCGCGAAUAAAAUGUGCGCUUGAUACUAGUUAAACUUCUGUGCUUUUCUAGGAGGUUCAUUUCAGUCGCUUAUUCUUACGACGGGCGUGAACAGUGCCGAUGGUGUAUUUCGGAUUCGUUUUAACUAUCGCCGUAAAACGAGCAGACGGGAUACUGUUCGCUUUUUCAACAUUUGUUUUUUUUUUUUUUUUUAAUUUCCAGUCGGAUCUAAAUAACCGUACGCGGCCGACAACCGGACGCGAUAAGUAACCGUCUACCUGUAUAGAAGAAAAAAAUAAAUAAAACUAUACAGACAUUAUCGUUAUUGUCCACGGACGCGUAUAAAAUACACGAUAAUAUUAUUAUCCUCGAAUCCUACCCGGGUCCCUUUGUCGUGCCAGCGUGUACAACGAACAACGAAAGACGAUCACGUCGUGAAACGUAUUAAUUUCGGAAAAUCGUGAUGGGUUUCGUUUAUUUUUUUUUAUUGAUAUCGUUCGUUAUCGUAUUAUUAACGUCCGCAUAUACGCCCGGCCUAACCCAAACGCGUAUAAUUGUGGCACGCGGUCGUUUUAUUUUUUUUUUUCUCGGUUUUUACGACUGUUGUCGUUUUGUUUUUUACCCGAAUGACCGUUUCCUCGGACGAGCGUUAUGUACCUAUAGAGGUAGGUAAGUAGGUAGGUAGAUAGGUAUAAUAUACCGGAUUGUUUAGGCGUAUACCACCCGCGAUCGCGGUGGUGUUACAAUAAUAAUUCAAUAUUAUGAUUAUCUUCGGAGGGUGGUGGUGCGGCGUCGUGUGUGCGUCGCGGUUAUCGAGUUAAAAAGAUGUUAUCGUCUCGGGUUUUUUUAUUUUUUAUUAUUAUUAUUAUUAUUUCUCAAAUAAUAAUUUACGAGGUUCACCGAAAGCGGUACCGGAAUAAUGUGUAUGCGGUAUAAAAAAAAAAAAAAAUGCGUAUAAAAAAAAAAAUCCCACGUCGACCUAUGCGCGUCCGCGUAUCGAGUUACCGUCGCCGCGUCUUUUACGACGAUUCUCCUCUCGCCAACGACGACAUCGCGCAGAGAUCUACAAGCUCCGAUCAUUUGCGCGAUACACGAUUUUAAUCGUCCGGUACGUAUACCGUGUAUAUAUAUAUACACGUAUAUACAUGUAUGUGUACGGUAACGUCCAGUCAUCGUGUGUCGCUCCUAUCCUCACGAUAUCGCGGGGCCGUUCUCCCGACAGUUCACAUUAUCGUAUACAUAUAUAUCGUUUGUAACGGCCGUCCGCGGCACGUACCCGUACGGAGUCGCGUAUUAUGUUACGAAAACGGUAUUUUAUUUUAUUUUUUUUUUGAAAAAUCGAAAAGAAUUUUUAUUGGGUAGGUUGGACGGCGAGAAGAUUCCUAUUUCGGACGAAAACGAUGCGCGCGCGAUAAUCGGUCCGGUUUUAAAUUAUACGCGGGUAUUAUUACAUUAUUACACGCAUCCGUUUAUAUCGCGUCCGGGCGCUCGCCGUCCUCUUCUACCCGCCAAGUCUUUACAAAUCGCUCUAUAUCUUCGGUCUCCCGCGCAGUCUUAAUACCGGCGCGCGUUCUACGACAUCCCGUUUAACUCUAUGAUGUCUAUCCGCCUCUGCCCGGAAGUCUUCCUCUACACGUAUGGUCUACGGAGAAUAUUAAAAAAAAAAAAAAAAAAAUUACGAAAAUUCGGUAACUGUCUACAAUACAAUGGUAACGUUUUAGUCCGCACGCCGAUUUUCAGGCCGUAAAGCCCAUUGUAUGGGCUCCGUACGGCCAGUUUGUUUAUCCCCGGAAAUUCCUCCCUUAAAUAGAAAUGAUUCGGACAGUCUUCUAUUACACGGCUCAUGGUCCGCCGCCGACUCUUUUAGGCCCCGUUUUUUCCGUGCACAUCUGCCUCGUCCGGUUCCAAAUCUCUUUAGAUACGCUCAUCGCCUUCCGGUUAGGUUUACCCCUUGAAGUGGUGCACGGGUCGGUCUUCAACCGACUGUCCAUUUGUCGGCAAUUCAUUUAUCCAUUGGUUUGUCCGUUUAGCGGGUAGAGUCACUAUUCCAACAACGUUCCAAACUGGUUUUCUCCCCUGUAUAGGCGUUACUCCGUCGAUAGUGUCUGCCUUUAUACAUCGUUUAUUACCGGCUGUGCACAUUGGAUCGCGCCAUCCGUUCCAAACGUUUGCCCCUUACAAACCACUCGAUAUUGGGUUUUAGAUACGUUCGGUGCGCCUCUCUAACGGUUCUCGUUCCGCAUUACCCGUUUUAGGGCCGUAGACACGUCACGGUGUUUUUCUCACGAAAGUCGGUAAUUUCUCUCGAUCACGCCGUCGGCGCAGUCUUCGGCCGUUUGAAUGGUUCGUUACAGUUCUCCGCACACGUUGUAAUUCGACUCCUCUGAACUCUCCUUGAACUCUCCCGCGUCCGUGCGUCUAUCACGUUUCGUUUCGCGAAUUCAAUCCUCGGCGUUCCUGUCGGCCGAUUAUAGAACUGCAAUACCCACGGCGCACUGCGUUUAGCUAUCGCGACGCGGUAAACGCCCCCGUCAUUUCGUUCCUUCCGAAUUUCAUAAUGAGCGCUAUGAAGUUCUCGUUUUUCAUUUGUUCCCGUUCAGUGUACACGGUUCUUGUCGUGUUGUAAUUCCCGCGGUCCGCUUUAGUUUCAAACGAUAACACCGCGGCCUUUAUACAUUAUAGGGCCGCGCGUGUGCGGCUUUGGACAUUUUUCGUCCUAUCAGCAAGUCAAUACCGAGGUUCACCCGAUCGCAGCGUUCGGUAGACAACGCGAAUUCGAUGCGAGACGGCGCGCAGUGUACUGUUCAAUCGCGUAGCGUCCGCGCGGAGCACCACUUUAUCUCACCGAUCACGUGUGUAGUGCACACGAGUGACGCGAUCCCGUGAAAAAGCCAUAAUGUUAUAAUCGAGCCGACAUGGAAAUCGCGUGUCGGACGCGUCGGUCCGCCAGAAGACUUCGGCCGCGAUAAUCGCCCGUCGAACCCGUUCAUCGAUAUCGAUAAAUGUCUUUCGAAGCCGUACGUUUUUUUACUGACCAUAGCCGACGCCACCGCGGAAACGCUAUUCAGAAGUAUAUCCUUCCCGCUCGGGAACCAGGAGCUGUACAAAGUUACGCCCUUUUUUUUUUUUUUUUUUUUUUUUUAAUUUACCCAUAAUCACACGCAAACAUAUUUUGCACUGUCGUAUUGAUUAUAUUUUCAUAUAACUAUGAAACUAUAGCUGAAAUGAAUUAUUGUGAAAAGAAUUAACUGUGCGUGUUUUAAACUAGUUCAAUUAAAAUUCGUUAAACAAUAUGACAUUAAUCUUUUUUUUUUUUUUUUUUUUUUAAGUUUUCAACUCGUCGCUGCCCAGUUUUCAUUUAGCAUUUACAGUUCCCUGUCGGUCAGAAGGGCUUAAGUAGUUUUUAUAUAGUUUUCAAGCGAAUGCAACUGCUAAACAACAUAGCGGUACUGAUAAUUGGUUAAGCGGCUAAAAUUCCACGCAAUAAAAAUGACUUAUUGUGCCUAUUUUUUGUCAAACAUCACGUGUAAAUUAAGAUAUUGUUUUAUUUUUCAGUAUAACACGCGUGCCGCCAAAUAAACGGGGAACAAAUCGCGUUAGGGACAAAAUUAUAAUAGUAAAAGUGCCGAAACCGACUCGAGCCCCGGGACCUGGCUGGCACCGAACGCAUGGGUAGUGUUUGUAACGUUUCGUUUCGGUUUUUUUUUUUUUCGAGAGAGAGUGUGCGCGAAACGGAUACAAUGUGCGAGACGAAACUGAGAAAAAAUAAUAAUGAUAAUAAAAAAAUACGAUAUUAUUGUAUCGAUCGUUAUAAUAAUAAUAUUAUGAUGGCUCGUCGUAUAAAUUUCACGCGUUCUUAAUUCGUUUACAUCGGACUGUCGCGGCUCUCGGCGCAUAAAAAAACAAAAAAAAAAAAAAAAAAAAAAAAAAAAAACCAUUAUAUCGGAUCGGAUCGGCGUGGGCGCGUGUAAUUCCGUUUGUUAUAACACUGCGCGAUUUACAUAUUAUUAUUAUACGAUACGACACGAUCAUUUCGCGUUCGUUACACGCGCCGCGCCAUCGGCCGGCUACAAUAUCGGUCGGCCGAUCGGUUCGGAAUUCUUCGCGCUCCGCGUCGUAACAAUAAUAAUAUCGUAACUCGAAAGGAUGUCGGGACAAUAAUAAUAUUAUCGAAUGGUUUUUUUUUUCUUCUUCUUCCUUUUCCCCGCUCCUCCGCGCCCUUCCCUCGCCGCCGAUAGUCCGCCGCGAUCGCGAUGACGAUUCUAUCGGGAAUACGCCCGCGCGCGCGAUUUCAGCGUUCGGCAGCGACGACUUUGGGCCGUUGGAGACGGCUGUAUUACCGUCGUUAUUGCCAUCGAAUGAAAAUACGGCUAAACCGUUAGUCUAGCUCACUGCGUAUGGAAACCCGAUUGAAAAAAGACCGUUUUCGCCUUUUGUUACGUUUCUGGGCAGAGACACGAGUAAUAUCACAACUUAAAAACGCUUGUAUAUCUAGUUGGAAAAAAAAAAAAAAACCAGCCUUACAACAACGGUCUUUCACCCAUAAUACGUCUGUCGGUUCGAUUUAUUAGUACGCCUAGUUUUUGAUAAUAAAAUCUUUUUCGCGCUUUUCCAAUAAGGCCAGACACAGUAAAUGAAAAACGAUAAACAUCGAUAACGGUUCGAGCGAAACACGUCCGAACCGAUAGUGUGGUACAAAGCAUUUUUCUCGCGACCGUUUUGUCACAGUGCCGCAUUGGGUUAGCCCGCGGCCGAAAUUCCUUUUUCGGUUGCGCAGUGGUUGGUCGAUGCCGCCCCUGGGUAUUUCGCUCCCCCCCCCCUCUUGUGCAUCCCCGUCAAAUAUGUUUUCACGUUUAUAAUGCCGGAGUAUACGGUCGUUUUGAUUUCGCGCGUAGCCCCGAGAGUAUUACUUAACAUGGUAAUGUUGGUAAUCGCGAAGUUUUCGGCGCUUUUAUAAUGUUUCAUAGACGAUCGUUUUUUGGUGCACGUCGCUAGUGAGGGAAGGAGAAGGGAGAUUGAGGGGGGUUGGCUAAAGCCGACGGGUCGUAAUAGUAUUGUUGCCGCGUGAAAAUCGUUUCGAAAAUCAAAUUCGUUUCUCGGCGAAGCGAGUGUUGACCGUUUUUUUUUUUUUUUUUUAACGCUUCGUGUCCGGUAUACGUCUGCGUUGGCGCACGACCGGAGAAGCCACGGCACGACGACGGUAUUAUAAUAAUAAUAAUAAAAAAAAACGGCGAGUCCGCUCACAUUAUUAUUAUAGUUAAAAUACGCCCGUGUACUUAUAUUUUUAUAAUAGUUAUAUUAUUAUUGUGUGUAUAUACGGGCGAUAAAAAAAAUAAAAAAAAAAAAAGACGCGUCGUUUUGGCGUCGUCGUCGAAAAAACCAGUCUGCGCGGUCCGGAAAAGAACAACCGAACUGCACGCGAGACGGACGACGACGACGCGUCGUCGUAUUAUCGUAAAAUUAUUUUUACGUCGUCGUUAGGUUAGCGGUUUUAUUGGACAGUAAAAAAAAAAAAAAAAAAAAACCACAUAUACAAGGUGUAUCCGCGGGAUUCGACGGUUUCCUGCGCGAUCGCGUGACGUAGAAAAUUGACGAAUCCCGCGGAUACACUCUGUAUACACGUGAUGCUUGUAAAAAGUCGCGUUGGCGGAAGACCGUCGUCGUCAGAUCGCUGGGCACACAAUAUUAUUAAUAUCAAACCGGCUUGCCGCCGUGUUCACGACGAUAGUGUAAACGCUCGUUAUAUAAUAUUAUUAUUAAAAAAAAAAAAAAAUGAACGUUCAAGCUGCUAACGGGUAGGUCGCUGUUGUGGGUGGGCACAGUCGCGGGGACCGCAUACGGAGGAGUAAUAUUAUUAGUUUAUGAACGGCACGCGCCACAACGGUCCAUCCAUGGCUCGGUAAUAUGUAAGUAUGAUCACAACUUUGUGACGCACGGGUGCAAUGGCCGCCACUGGUAGUGAUUACCGUCUCGUUUCAGUCUAGCUGAUAAUAAACUGCCAGCUGAGUUUUCUCUCCACGAAAACCUAUGGAAUAAACAGUUAUGCGAUCACACUUAUAUAUUUAGCCGUGGGUAAAUCUUUGCCGACGAAAAUACGAUUCUGAUCGGAGUAGUCGUAGGGGUCGUGGUUUUUGCGCCCGUCGUCAUUAAAACAGCCGGGAAAUCAACAAAAAAAAAAACAUAAUAAUAACGGACCUAGAGCGUGAACCGACGAAUAGAAAUGUUUCGAAUAGUACUGUGGCGUACUGCGACAAAAAACGGGAGCAAUUUUACUAACCGUAAACGAAAAUCCGAGCGUCCUCUGCUAAAAACUUUAGAACUUCUUCGCUACACUCGGAGUUUAAAAUCGAUCGAAUCGCGUGCCAGUCGAUUUUUCGCCGAAUUUCCCCGCGAGCACUUCCGAUACGUCUGCGCCGUGCGAUUAUUUUGCCCGGACCGCAUUGACGUGGGAUUUCGCACGAGUGUAAUAGUUCGAACUUUCGAAGCAGUGCCGUAAAAAUUUACCGGCGAGAAAAAAAACGUUUAUUAAGAAAAUAUUCGAUUGCGGAACAUUAAGAAACUUCAAUGUCGGGGCUGUGGUCAUAGCGCCCUCGCACCUCUCGCACCACCCAAGACGCGGCCCCGGUAAGAAGUAAACUUACGCAUCCGAUCUUUGCCUGAUUUGUCCGCGAGACAUUUCGACAUCCGCAGUUCUACCGUUCGAGUACUGUACGGUAAUUUGUAACUACGGUAUUCGUACAUUUUUUUUUUUUUUUAUCCUUCAGUCGUAUUGAACCGUCAGGCCGUUGUCCACCAACCGCCUCUAAUUGUGUGCGUUACCCAUUUGCCGUACGUUUGCACACAAACUCACAACUCUAAUUUCUAAUGCCUACGAUAAAAAGACCCAAACACGACGCUAUUUCGCUCGAAAAAAAAAAAAAAAAAAAAAAAAAACAGACAACCGCCGUACCAACACUGCAGACAAUGUGCGCUCGGCUUGAGGUUCGAUAACUAUCAAUUGUCAUUACACCUAACGGCACGAAAUUUGCAAAUUCGCUACACGCCGUGGCGUGUUUGCAGUGAUAAAUGAUCACUAUUAUUAUAAUUAUUAUAAUUGUCACUAUUAUUUGAUUAUUAAAUAAUAGUUUAAAGUAUCUAGGUAUAAAGAUGGACGAUAAUUGCUGGGAUAAUUUUCUCCGGACGAAGAUAAUAGAUCAAUAACAAUUUUUUAACUAUCCGGAUAGAGACAAAUAAUCAGGAGCUUUUUAUAUCUAGAUAAAAAAAAAAGAAAGACAAUUCUGUUCGUUCCCAGUCAUAAAACUAAUUGCUAAAAGAGUAGUAAAAGCGUAUCGAAUCCGGUACACGCCAUUUAGAGUCUCGCUUAACGCCCGUGUGAUCGACGAGAUGAUUAAUUUAUCAAUGAAAAACCAAACGUUUCGCCUAUUGUUUCUACUGACGAUACAAAUCGCGAUUCAAAAUGUUUUUAUCCGGACGGACGCGUACAUCUAUCUAGACGAUUCGAUUGUUCGUCUUGGACAACUCGUGUCUCGCUCGUCCGGACAAGAUAAUAGAUGCGAACGGAUUCACCGUCUGGAUCGGUGUUUCGCAAACGCGGGAGGGGGACGGGGCGUCAACACGUUGCCGGGGAGGCGCGAGUAGUAGUCGCCGAAUAAAAUUUGCGUUUAUCGAGUUAUUUUUUCUUUUUUUUAUUUCGCAACGCGCGGGGAAACAGUGAACAAUCAAUAACGCGCCCGGUUAUCGGGUAUCGGAUACGGUCUGCGAGCGGGGCCGUAUUAUUCGGGCAGGGGCGACGGGAGACAGUCGCCCGGGCGGCUUUGGUCUUUUCGCUCGGCGUGUCGUUAAAAUCCACAAAGGGAACGCGCAGAAUUCUCGGGGUCCGCGGACCGCCGGUCUAGACGGCACUCAACAACGCCGGCGCGUUAUCGAGACGAUACUAUCGGUGGCCGGCACACGGACGUUAUUUACUUGCGGGAGAGGGGGGGGGUGAUAGGGCGGAAUAUUAUUUCGAAAGACGUUUGUGUUUUUCUCUGCGCCUCCCCUUGACGCCGCCGCGGCAACAACUCGCCGUGAAUAAUAAAUACUAUAAAAUCGUCAUUACGCGUUGUUAUUAUUAUUAUUACGGUACACACGACACUCCUCGGCCACGCCGCUUUUGUGCUGCGCGCGACGACCCGUCGUCGUCCCGUCCAUUUAUCACCGCCGCCGCCGCCGCCGCCGCCCGUGGGAACGCCAAAAGGUCAAGUGGCACAGCGUUCAAAAGAAAACGCCUCGAGGCCGCCGACAACGGGCGCGGGUACACCCCUACAACACGCGCACGCAUACGUCACCCGUACAUUUUUAAUGGCUUCAUUAUGUUGUUAGACGGGGUCCAUUAAAAACCGAUCGCGCGCGAUACAAAGAAAACGCGACGUACAAUACGCGCGCGUGCGUUCGUCGCUGUUACGGUUAGGUUCGGUUGGGUUCGGUUGCGUUCCGACCGCACGUUUGCGGCCGUCGUUGUCCCGGGUGUACGGCACACGCCGCGGCGGACGUCCGACUUUACCGGCCGUGGUCGCGACCCGGCGCGCGCGGUACGCUGCCGAGUCGGUUUUAAAAGUUUCGGGUGGUUUUAGCCGCAGGGCUCGCGUACGGAACGUCGCCGGCUCGCAUAGGGGAAACGGAAAAACUCGACUGUCCCGACGGCCGUGCGAAAACCCGAUAAUAGUCCGGGGAGCGAGUGUCCCGAGCGUAAAUCACGCCGCUAAUCGGAAUAUCGCUUGUAAACGCCGGACCCGUGGUGAUUUUCCGGAGGCUUAUAAUACAGGACCCGGGUUCGCAUUCGGAACAGUGGGAUUUUUCUCGUGGUUCUCCUAACGUCCGAGAAAACCCGGGAAUGAACGGGGAGUACAUACGCAACAGCGUUUACUGUCGCGUUCGAUUCGAUUCGUUUACGUUUUUGGUUUCCUAUUGUUUCGCGUCACUUACCGUCAAAAGAGCGGAUUUUCCGCCAGAUGGACAUUUGUCCUGACGAUUUUUUUUAAAAUUUUAAAAAUAACCGACAACGAGCGACGACGAUACGACAUACUGUGGGUUUCAUUUGUAUUGCCGAUUUCCUUCCGAGUUGCAAGGGAAAAAAACCACGAUUGACGUACAAUAAUAACGAUUACCGAAAGUCUACAGAGCUCCGAUCAGAAUUGUUUUCGGACGUUAUGCAAGUGCGCUUUUGAUUAGCUCGAGACGUGUGUGACCGUCGUAUUACCUUACGAUUAGGUAAAACCCGUCGGCAACCGUUCGUCAAAUUUUUAACGCGAGACUCGUUGGCAAAUUCGUAUAAUAUAUUCCGUUCAACUCGACUUUCUCUUUCGCUAUAAUAAAAUAAUAUUUCGAUGUAUUAAAAACGAAAAAAUGAAAUGAUUAUAUUUUACCCAUAUUUCGGAGGGGCGACGUGCUGGACAUAACGAAAAAUACCGCGGAGGGGAUCGCGGCGGUCCUAACUGUCCGUUGAGGUAUAGCAAGAAAAAAUAUUAAUAAUAAAAAGCGCUCUCGUUUCUGCAGGCGAAUAACAAAAAAAAAAUAACUAGAUUAAAAAAAUACCACUUAUUACUUCAUAAUCGUCUUGUGUAUUGCAUUGAAACGGGGUAACUCGUGAUGUUACGGCCGCGUGCGAUACUUUUUACCGUCGUUCAUUUAUUACUUAUACGGACGACGGUUUAUUAAAAAAUAAUAUAAUAUCGGUUUCGUCUGCUUUCAUUUUAUAGGUAGGUCGUUAAAAUCCAUUCGGCCGACAAGUUAAAUGUUAUUAUAACCGACGUGCGUACUAUACUGCAGUCACGGUCGCGAAGUGUUUUAAACACUCGUUUAAAACAAGUCCGUGAAACGUUUCAAACUGAAAUAGGUAACUCUAAUAUGCUCUGGAGAGAGAAAAUAUUAAACUUAUAUGUCAUAUAUGUGCCUAUUCGUUAUUAAGACUUAAACGAAAAUAAACGAUAAUUCCUUUAUUACUUAUGGAUGGAAGAAGUAACAUUUUUCCAAUCGUUAUUUUCUUCUUAAAUAAAUACGAUAACGUUUUAUUUAUAAUAUUAACUGUUGUUAUGAUACGAUAUUCACCGAGGAAAAGCGUUGAAAACAAAAACGCACAAUCGUUUAAAAUUGAAAACAUAUUUAAAAAAAAAAACAUCGUUUUAAACGAAAAAACUGUUUUAAUUUUUGCAACUCUAACUGCAGUACCACACCAGAUCGACCGUUCAAACAAUAAAUGUAGUCAAAUCUGAACUAGCAUUCGCGCAGUUUGGACGUGUCCAAGACCCGAGGCCUGGUAAAACAAUUUUUUUUUUUUCCAAUGUCUUCUAGACCGUAGUUUAAAAUAAAUAAUAAAACAAUUUUCGAACGGGCCGGCGGUAACGAAAUGCAUUCGUUGGUAUCCAACGCCUCCUCUUACCGCGUGUUAUCGUUGUGCCACGUCGGAUAUCCGAUACCGCGACUGCAUUUUCUGUCGCAUUUCAAUAGUGCGCCUUCGCAUAAGACACAGGAUAAUGAUGACCGUUUCAAGCAUAGUCAUUUUUUUUCUAUUUCAUACUCUUUUUUCGUUAUUCAACCCUAACGUUGAUUUUGCACUUUCCGUAUUCCAUUGUUCGCUCUUUUCUACCACCAGUUAGCCUCUUCAAAAGCUGUAGGUAUUGUCAUUACCGCAUCAGGAAUAGUCAUUUUUAUGAAUUAUAUCUUUUUCUUCUCAUUCGCCUCCGUUCCAACUAUUUGAAGUCGGCCGUCCUCGUUUUAACUUUCAGUCGACCAGAUAUUCUACCUCGCAUACACCGGCUGUUCUCACACCAUAUUCAGUCGCAUCCAACCAUCACUUUUUUAGUCUUUGUCUUGUUCACUCUGUAUUUUGAUAUAUUAUAUCAAAAAGAUAAUUUCUGAUUUCAUCAUAUUAUUACGUUUUCUUGGUCGUCCUGCACGGUCACUUUGGCCAUUUGUUCUCGCUUCUAUAUUAUUGUUGCUCAGAACGUGUCUAAUCAUAUUCCAUCUUCUAUCUUAAAUCACACCGAGUAUCUUUUUAGUUUCGUUUACUUCGCUUAGUAUGCAAUCGUUUGUUCUUCGUUCUGUCCAACUAUAACUCGUAGCGUUGCAUAUUAUUUCUAUCUUUUGUGUUCGCUUUUAAUGCAACGCAGUAGUGUUAUGGAUUUUUUUUUCUCAAUGUUGAGUAACCGUAGUAUUCGCAGUGUUCACUAUAACCUAACAAAUAAUACGUAAUUCCCUCUUGUCGGCAUUCGGCAAUUUUUUUUCAACAGAAACUUAUUGGCUGCGUAUAAUAAAGUUAAAAAAUAUUCAUAUCGAAACGUUUAAAAUAAACGCAAGUCGACGGUCCUGGUCAAAUUGCUAGCCUUCCCUACAUCCCGACGCGCCAGGCCGUUCCUUGUUGUAUAGGUCGAAAAACGAUUUGGAGCGAAAUCCGGUGAACGGGUAGAGACUGGAAUCGUUAAUUUAUUUUAAAAAAUGACGGGAUCUAGAACAUUUAUUUUCCAAAUAACCUUCCCGCGGACGAAAAUUCCGCGUGCGGCGUGAAAAAGUGUUCGCCGCGAGAACAAAAACACAUCUAAAAACAGUUCGUUCGACGUUGCCGCGUCACUCGUAAUCUAAUCGGGAAACGAAAAUUCGGAAUUCGGAAACAUUUAACCGGGGGAUGGGGGGGAGGAGGGGGAAAGAAAAGAAAAAAACUUCGUCAUGUAACAGAUUAUAUUAUAAACACGCGAAAUAUUAAUAAUAAACCGGACGACAAAACACGAGUUCAAGUCUUUAACUAUACUUAUAUAGUAAUUUGUGUUUUGGUUUACAUAAUUUCCAGCGCGUAUUAAAGCAAUGUUUUUGGGUUGACAAAAAUAAUCGCGGCGACGAAAAGCGCGUUUUUUUUUUUUCUGUCUCUGACAAGGUGUUGGACGAGAAACAGAGAUGUGUUAUAAAUUAUAAUAAAAAACGCGCGCGUUACAAGCGCUGCAUUACAAACGACUGGAUUUGUCAAGACUAGUUUACCUACCAAAGAGAAUAAAAAAAAAAAAAAAAAAUAAUGAAAAAGAAAAAAAAAUAGGUAUAUAUAUUAUAUUCUAAGUGGAACCGGUUCAGUUCGGUUCGGUUUAGUUUUUUUUUUUUUUUUCUCCUGUAAGUGACAACUGACAACUCCUAACAAUGCUAUAUUUCACAAUAUUUAUAAAAUUAUACUAUCGCCCACCUAAUAUAUAAUACUAUUGCAUCCGUCUAUAUAAUGUAUACAUAUACUCGGCCCGAACAACCUUUUUAACAUCGUGAAUUAUUAUUAUUUCUGAAAUAUUUCAAAACGUAUAGAAUUUAUUAUUUCGUGACAUAAUAUUAUAACACUAUUUGAAUUGUGUAAAGUCGAAAUUUCAACUGUGUAUUGUAAAAUAGGUGUGCAUUAUAAAAUACGAUUAUAACGUAACGAUAUUCUUACGUUCGACAACCCGUCGACGGGUUUAACAAAUAAUUUUUAAACUCGCUUCACAAUUCUAUGUGUAAAAACUCGAAAUUUUUCUGUAAUGAAGAAGUCAUAGUUAUCGUAUUUGAUAAAAUAUAUUAUCGCUUUUAAAAUCCUAAUUGACGAGACAUUUUUUCCACGAUUUUUUCCUUUUUAUUACGAAAACCCCUGAGGGGUAUCAAAAAACGACUUGCUCCGAGUACCGUCCCGGUCGAAUUUCCGGUAGAAAAUUUGUUCGCAGAAAAGAAAACGAAAAUAAACAUCAUUUGUAAAACCGAUACAUUCCUCGAUCCGCUCUUUGCGUGGCGAUAGAUUAAACAUACAAUAAAAAUUCGCCAAAGGUAAAAAGAAAAAGAACACUGCGAAGUUGCCGAGGUGUAUUACAGUAUACGUGUACUGUAGUGGUACACCGAUCGAGUUAGUUAGAAAAAAAAAAAAAGAAAAGAAAAAACAAUAUUCUAUCGCCUCGAAGUCGGUACCUAUACAACCGGAUAAUAAUGUGCGUUCCCGAUUGCGAUCUUUGAUUGCCUUGAAGUACGUACAGAUACCGGUAAUAAUAAUAAUUCAUAGACGGGCGAGCGCGCGCACACACGUAGACAAUAAGUAUUACCGCGGAUAUACCGCACCUUUUCGUUUUUUUUUAUGUUUUUUCAACAACCGCUUGUUGUUUUUUUAUAUUAGUGCGAAUAUCCGCUAUAUGUACAGCUAAUCAACGAGCGAAACUAUUAAUUACUAUCGUUAGUUUAUUUAGGGAACGGAUUUGUAUGCGUUUAAAAUUCACUUGAAAUCGAUUGAAAACAUCUAAAAAGGAAAAAAAAAAAUUGGUUAUGAAGUUUAAACGUCCCUUCUCCUCCGAACCGCGCCAACCGAUUAAUACAAUUUUCCAAACUACUAAAAUGAUUAACGCAAAGUUGUUAUCAUUUUUUAAUGAAAUUUUAUGCGUUAUAAAAAAAAAUUACUUUGUAUAUGAAUAAAUCAUUCAAUCAAUAAAUAAUUGCGUCGCCCGGAAUAUUAUGAAAUGCUACAUUUUCUAUUAACCAUUUAAUAAUUUUGUUUUUACUUUAACAUUUUAUUAAGCGCAUCGCGUUAAUCAUUUUUGUAGUGUCGUACAAAUUUGUUUUACAAUUCGGAGCCGUUAAAGGCGGGGGAGAAUAUACUUAAAACCACUCUGUCAUUUUUACGUUACCGAGUCGACGCGGGGACCGUUCUUUUUUUCCUCCGCUCAGUACGUUUAAAAAUACGGCCUUUUUGGACGGCUAUUGCUUGAUACGUGUGUUUUGAAACUCCCAACGGUUCACCCCUUAGAUCCUAUUUUUAUUUAAUUUUUUGUCGUACUAUAAAAAUAUACGAAUUUUUCAUAGUCGUUUUGUAAUUGAUUUGAACGCAUUUUCUAGAUAUCCGGCAGUUUUUCUAAAAAUUAAAAAACUAACGACUCGUCGGUUUCAUUUAUUUUCGAUUUCUGGAUUACUUUGAUUAUAACUAUACAAACUCCGCUCAGUAUCGUGUAUCUUUGCUUUCCCGUAUUAAUAAAAUUACUCUAUAUCCCAUGUAUACGUUUCGUAGUUUCAACCUACGAAAAGUGGCCUAUCUGUGGUGCAAAAGUACUAUGGUACGGACAAUUUUGUUUCGCCUUACAGACGGAAUAAUUUCGCAGAAUCGAUAAUUUUUAGUCAGUUUCCUUGCGUUAUGAAGUGAUUCGGUUUCUAUUCGAAAUGCCGAAUGGCACGGGUUGCUACUCCCGUGCUCUCGUACUUUCGUCUCCGUUCUAAACCCAACCCAGUUAUUUAAUUCUAAUCUAAUCAAGAAGCUCGGACCGUCCGGUCUAUACUGUGUACAAUAAUGUACAGCAACAGUGCACAUUCGGCACUAUCAACAAUAUUUUAAAAGAUUUUUUCCUCGGCGGGGAAAGCGCGUGAACCCGCGACGGGUGUAAUCGGACGCGAUAAUCCUCCGGUAGAUUGCGUUUGUAUAACUAUAAGAGGGACGGGCAACCGGUGAUUGACCGUUAGAUGAGGCUAGCCAGGUGCCGCCUCAUCAACGAUUUCCUCGGCUGUUGUAAUCGAUAUACCAACAUUAUAGUUAUUGUUAUUAUCGGUAAAAACUGGAGCUCCCUAUUUCAUUUGUGCACGCAUUCACGUGAAAUUUACAUUCAGAUCUAUAAAACCGAGCACUUAAAAAUAUCCGUCUACGCGUGUAAUUAUUCACGUGCGUAUGAGUACGCGUUUUUCGCCCGCGUGUACACGGACUACCGGAUUUCACGUACUUAUCAAUUCAAGUUUUCAAACGAGACCUCUAUAGUAAAAUAAUACAGUCUUUUAAAAAAAAAAAAAAUCAUAAAGCCAAUUUCGUUUCAAGUGCAACGCUGACGGAGUUCAGACGCGCGCGUAUACCCGUCCCCGUACUAAAUCCAUUUGAAUUCAAAAUAAUUACCGACAACCGAAGCCUUGAAUCAACAAUCAAUACUGAUUAUAUCCGAUCAAUGACGACGUGACCUCGUUUUCGGUGUCCGAUAGAUUUUAUACUCUUCCGGCCGCCGCCGCGUAUUCGUAUCAUGUAAAACGCCCGUAACACUAUCCUGUCCCUGCUAUUAUCGAAAUAUUCGCCCCUCCCCCAAUCACUUACGGGGGCUCACGAGCCGCCACUGCGGGGAACGCGCAUAAUAUAAUACGAUAUUUGUGUACGCUCUGCACUCGUGUUAUUAUUACACGAUUUAUUCUCGUUCGGCAUCGUACGAGUGCUGCGGGUAAUUCGUCUCGCGUUAUACGAUAUAGGUCGGACCUGUCACCGGAGCACGCACACGUGAAAAUGAAAAAAAAAAAAUAAGAAAAAAUUAAUAAUAUCGGCGGGCGCGCGAGUCGUUACCGCGUCAUAACGCCGCGGUGUCGGUAAAAAUCCGAAGAUAAUUCGUGCGAGUCGCUGUAGGUCAAAUUCUAUUUAUAUUCUGUAACGUACCUAGCUAGGCACGUUAAACUAAUAUAGAUUUUUUUUUUUUUUUACGCGCGACCGUACCACAGAGAGAGAGAGAAAAUACCUGAUUUACGAUCGCCACGAUUCCAAUAGAAUUUAUAUGCCCGCCCAUCCGAGCAGAUAUUUUUCGUGUAUACACCCGGUAUUUCGUCGGUCUUAAAUUGAGAUUCUAAAUUUUCACCGUGAGCCGAUAGUUUUUCUGCGUACCGCGUAAUGUAGCGCGAGUGACAGUAUAGAAUCCGAACAAAAGCGUUUUAAUGAUUUGUUUGUAUUUUACUAAUUCUAUAGAUUAUUAAAAAAAAAAAAAACCUCCCGAAGCUACACUUGUAACUUUUUCGUUUUAUUUGUUGAUCAACGGCAAAAACUAGUGAAACAGGCGGCUAUUAUGCGGACCGCGUAGGAAAUCAUUUCUCGCGUUGUUCGCCACGGACACACCGGACACGGGGUAUUCGAUAAUAUCGGCGAAACACGUUAAUAUCGUUGCCGCUUCAUCAGUUCCCCUCCUAUCUAACUCGUCACGUGCUAUUUUCCCGCGCCCGUCCGACCGUGUUUAACCGUGACCGUCUCCGAUCUUCGGGACCCCGGAGCGUUUGGGCCAGGGUCCUCUCGUAAUCCGACCGCGGUUCGGUAGCGCGGCCGUUGGUGGUUUUCGGGGGUCGCGCGCACCGGCACGGACUGCGCAUCGGUAUUGCCGAAGAAAUACGCGGACAGUGUCUACGGAACGGUAUAGCACCGAUUGGUGUACAGCACCCCGAGGGACGACGGGACUCGCGUACCGAAACGACCGCGAACGCCGACGGUUUUGCCGUUUUCGGCCGAUAACGUUUAGUAAUUAUAGGGUUUAAAACAAUGAAAACCGUUGUCUCGCAAUUAUCGAAUGCCGCGAGGACCCCGGUGAACCGAUCGCGUCGGGUCUUUAAGGGCCGUAUUGCAAUGUACCGCCGUAUUGUAAACAAUCGCCGGUUAACUAAAACAAAAUACGGCGCACGAAUAAUUCCGUCGGCCAAUAACGAAAUCCCCUGUACCAUAAUUAUUAUUGUUAUACGAACCGAUAUCAAAAACGAAUUCACCGUGUACACGCGCGGGCCGGUGUAUCCGAAUCGGUGCCCGGAUUGUUUUAAAAGCGAUUUCGAUUUCCCUUUCUAUUUUACACAUAUUCAGGACUGUAUGGCUGUGCGGUUACGGUUAAAAACCGCGUUUUUCGUACGCUUUUUGACUCGAAUCCCCCGCUCCCUCCGAUUCGCGCCGCUUUCCGGGCGUCCGGUCGACCCCCCUUCUCUCUCUCUCACCCCCCCCCGUCCCCCCAUCCCGUCGAUACGANGGGCGUCCGGUCGACCCCCCUUCUCUCUCUCUCCCCCCCCCCCGUCCCCCCAUCCCGUCGAUACGAACACUAUUGAAACGUACCUAUAACCCGAAUAAAAAUACGCGUGUACUAUGUCCGCAGGUACAUACACUCCAAGGAAAAACCGUUCAAGUGUCUGGAGUGCGGCAAGGGGUUCUGUCAGUCGCGUACGCUGGCCGUGCACAAGAUCCUCCAUCUGGAAGAGUCGCCGCACAAGUGUCCGGUGUGCAGUCGCAGCUUCAACCAGCGGUCCAACCUCAAGACGCACCUGCUGACGCACACCGACAUCAAACCGUACAACUGUCCGACGUGCAGCAAAGUGUUCCGCCGGAACUGCGACCUCCGCCGGCACAGCCUCACGCACAACCUGUCGCCCGCGUCCGCCACGGCCAUGGCCGCGUACGUGACCGGACAGUCGGCCGACGUCCUGCACGACAAGCGUUCCGUCAUCGCCGCCGCAGCCAGUGCCGCCGCCGCCGCCGCAGCCGUCGACCGCUGAUCUCAUGGAACACGACGUUACGUAGUAAACGUGUCCGUCCUACCGUGCAUAAUACGCAUCUCGUCGUGUACCACCGGUUUAUAAUAAUAAUAUCUGUACCGUGACAAAUUACGCAGGGCGCGGCGUAACAAGUUUCGAAUAAUACCCGGGCGCGUACGCGGCGAAUAGAAAAUAACAGAUUUCGAAUUUGUAAACGCUCAACGGCGAAAAUCGAAAACGAUUCGUACCGUCGCGGCGCGCUCGCGUACACGGAAACGUCGACGGACUUUUGCCACGCCCUGUGCGCCGUUAAUAGAACGAAACGUACCGACCGCGACGACAGCACUGUGGCGCUUUCGUCAUCUCCGCGCGCACGCCGGCCGGAAAAAUAACGUAUCGUUUGUUUUAGUGUUUUCGAUAUUGUAAUAAUUAAUAUCGUUUGUUUCCCGGUCGGCCUCGAGGACCGCGGCCCGUUUCGUUUUUCGCGUACCUUUAUGAUUAUUAUUAUUAUACUAUGUAAAUAUUUAUUUUUUUUUAUUAUUAUUAUUAUUAUUAUUCCGCGAGAUUUUUUUUUUUUUUUUUAUACUUUAUUAUCUGAUUCGCAAUUAUUAUAAAUACACGCGAUUUUAUAUUCGUAAUAAAAAUGUCGCGUUCGGCGUCGUACAUUUUAUCAUUCUUACAAUACUAUAUUUUGUUCGUGUUUUACGCGUUGCCCGAGAAAAGAACGUCUGCGGUAUGCGCAGUCUGGCGGUACGGUAAUCCGUCACGUGCGAGGCCCUCGGAACAAUUAGUUAGUCAUAGCUAAUAAUAAUAAUAAAUUAUUUUUUUAUUUUUCACAUUAUUAUUCGUUAAAAACCUCUGAAAAUCCAAGGUUUUGGCAUUCACAAAAAAAAAAAAAAUCAAUUCUGAGGACCGUGCGCGGAGUGCCGUUCCGCAAAAAUUUGUUUCCGGUAUUACUAUACCUUGUGUUUGCGCAGAUUCGUAAAAAAAAAAAAAAACUUUAAAAAAAAUAAAACCCCGUCCUAUAAUACUAAUUUUUAAGUUUGUAUACACACCCAAUAAACACAAU